Ailuropoda melanoleuca (giant panda) is the source of this 634-nucleotide messenger RNA. RefSeq names its product dynactin subunit 3 (gene DCTN3). Gene Ontology annotation, cellular component: dynactin complex. Lineage: Eukaryota; Metazoa; Chordata; Mammalia; Carnivora; Ursidae. Gene Ontology annotation, biological process: cytoskeleton-dependent cytokinesis. The record is from RefSeq and is marked provisional.
CUGCUGCGGGGCGGCGGUAGCUAUGGCGGCUGUGACCGAUGUGCAGCGGCUACAGGCCCGUGUGGAGGAACUGGAGCGCUGGGUGUACGGGUCGGGCGGGCCGCGCGGCUCGCGGAAGGUGGCUGAUGGCCUAGUCAAGGUACAGGUGGCUUUGGGGAACAUUGCCAGCAAGAGGGAGAGGGUGAAGAUUCUGUACAAAAAGAUUGAAGACCUGAUCAAGUAUCUGGAUCCUGAGUACAUUGACCGCAUUGCCAUUCCCGAUGCCUCUAAGCUGCAGUUCAUAUUAGCAGAGGAGCAGUUUAUCUUAUCCCAGAUUGCACUCCUGGAGCAGGUGGAGGCUUUGGUGCCCAUGCUGGACAGCGCUCACAUCAAAGCCGUUCCUGAGCAUGCUGCCCGCCUGCAGCGCUUGGCCCAGAUCCACAUCCAGCAGCAGGACCAGUGUGUGGAGAUCACUGAGGAGUCCAAGGCUCUCCUGGAGGAAUACAACAAGACUACAAUGCUUCUCUCCAAGCAGUUUGUACAGUGGGAUGAGCUACUUUGCCAGCUAGAGGCCGCCAAGCAAUUGAAGCCAGCAGAGGAGUGAUGGCUGCUUCCCUUUCCUGGAUGGGCUGGGACAGCCAGGCUCCAGGGCCCU